AUGGAAGUCAUAAAGACCCACGCUAGUGCGAAUAGAACAGAUACCCUGGGUGACGCCGUCAGGAAAACCUGGGCACGGGCUGGGCUGCGCGGUUUCUACCAGGGGCUCAUACCAUGGGCAUGGAUUGAAGCGUCGACCAAGGGCGCUAUAUUGGUCCUGACCUCGACAGAGGUCGAACACCACGCGAAACGAUCCGGCCUGGGGACCGAAGUCGCAGGUGUCCUCGGAGGAAUCGUCGGCGGCGCGUCCCAGGCAUACCUCACCAUGGGCGUCACAACAUGCAUGAAGACCGUGGAGGUCACCAGGCAAAAGGCCCCUAGGACCGCCGGCGGGGCGCCGGGGACUAUGGAGGUGUUUCUGCAGAUCCUGCGGACAAAGGGGAUCCGCGGCGUCAACCGCGGCGUGAACGCGGUGGCCCUCCGCCAGAUUACGGGGUGGUCGUCGAGGAUCGGCAUUUCGAGAGUCGCGGAAGGCCAAAUCAGGUCUUUGAGGGGCAAGUCGCCCGAGGAGAAACUGGCGCCGCAGGAGAAGAUUGUGGCUUCCGUCAUUGGUGGUGCUUUGAGCUGUUGGAACCAGCCGUUUGAGGUCGUGAGAGUCGAAAUGCAGUCGUUGAAGGCUGAUCCAAGUCGCCCGCAGCAACUGACGAUGGCUUCCACUGCCAAGCACAUUUGGGCGACGAAUGGAUUCAGCGGAUUCUUCCGCGGUGUUGUUCCGCGCAUCGGCGUCGCGGCGUGGGCGACGGUGUGCAUGGUCGGAUUCGGCGACAUGGUGAAGGAGGCGGUGGGUUCGAAAGCUUAG
Colletotrichum truncatum is the source of this 798-nucleotide messenger RNA. RefSeq names its product mitochondrial dna replication protein. Lineage: Eukaryota; Fungi; Ascomycota; Sordariomycetes; Glomerellales; Glomerellaceae. Gene Ontology annotation, cellular component: mitochondrion. Gene Ontology annotation, molecular function: tricarboxylate secondary active transmembrane transporter activity. The record is from RefSeq and is a predicted model, not a curated record. Gene Ontology annotation, biological process: mitochondrial citrate transmembrane transport; alpha-ketoglutarate transport.